Molecule: messenger RNA, 1633 nt
Organism: Stegastes partitus (bicolor damselfish)
Lineage: Eukaryota; Metazoa; Chordata; Actinopteri; Pomacentridae
Product: calcium/calmodulin-dependent protein kinase type II subunit beta
Exons: 21
Coding region: 1-1596 (531 amino acids)
Biological process (GO): protein phosphorylation
Molecular function (GO): calmodulin binding; calcium/calmodulin-dependent protein kinase activity; ATP binding
Source: RefSeq, a predicted model, not a curated record
AUGCAGAUGCAGAGGCAGAGGAGGCAUCCAGGACGACUAGGGGCCUUUUCAGUGGUGCGCCGCUGUGUCAAACUCUGCACAGGCCAAGAGUAUGCCGCCAAAAUCAUCAACACCAAAAAGCUCUCGGCCAGAGAUCAUCAGAAACUGGAAAGAGAAGCCAGGAUCUGCAGAUUGCUUAAGCACCCCAACAUUGUUCGUCUCCAUGACAGUAUCUCUGAGGAAGGUUUCCACUAUCUCCUCUUUGACCUGGUGACAGGAGGGGAGCUGUUUGAGGACAUUGUGGCCAGGGAGUACUACAGUGAAGCAGAUGCCAGUCAUUGCAUCCAGCAGAUCCUGGAGGCAGUGCUUCACUGCCAUCAGAUGGGGGUGGUACACAGAGACCUCAAGCCAGAGAACCUGCUGUUGGCCAGCAAGUGUAAGAACGCAGCUGUGAAGCUGGCCGACUUCGGACUGGCUAUUGAAGUUCAAGGAGACCAGCAGGCUUGGUUUGGCUUUGCAGGGACUCCCGGCUACUUGUCUCCAGAGGUGCUGAGGAAGGAGGCGUAUGGUAAACCUGUAGACAUCUGGGCAUGUGGUGUGAUCCUCUACAUCCUUUUGGUUGGGUACCCUCCGUUCUGGGACGAGGACCAGCACAAACUCUACCAGCAGAUCAAGGCUGGGGCGUACGAUUUUCCCUCCCCAGAGUGGGACACAGUGACUCCAGAGGCUAAAAAUCUGAUCAACCAGAUGUUGACUAUCAACCCAGCCAAGAGAAUCACUGCCCAGGAGGCUCUGAAGCACCCGUGGGUCUGCCAACGCUCAACAGUGGCCUCCAUGAUGCACAGACAGGAGACAGUCGAGUGCCUGAAGAAGUUCAACGCCAGAAGGAAACUCAAGGGUGCCAUUUUGACCACCAUGCUUGUCUCCAGGAACUUCUCUGUGGGUCGACAGACUACAGCUCCUGCUUCCGUCAGCAAUGUGCCAGGAUCCACCGCUGGCAUCGUCGAACAAGCCAAGAGUCUCCUCAACAAGAAGGCUGAUGUCAAGCCGCAGACAAACAGCACGAGAAACAGCAUAGUCACCAGUCCCAAAGGCAACAUCCCCUCUGCUGCACUGGAGCCUCAGACUACUGUUAUCCAUAAUCCAGUAGAUGGGACCAAGGAAUCGUCUGACAGCAGCAACACCACCAUUGAGGAUGAAGAUGUGAAAGCUCGCAAACAGGAGAUCAUAAAGAUCACAGAGCAGCUUAUUGAAGCCGUCAACAAUGGAGACUUCGAGGCUUACGCGAAGAUCUGCGACCCCGGUCUGACCUCGUUUGAGCCGGAGGGUCUGGGUAACCUGGUGGAGGGGAUGGACUUCCACAGAUUUUACUUUGACAACCUCCUCUCCAAGAACAGCAAACCCAUCCACACCACCAUCCUCAACCCUCACGUGCACAUGAUUGGAGACGAUGCCGCCUGCAUUGCCUACAUCCGCCUGACGCAGUUUGUGGAUGGACAGGGCCGCCCCCGCUCCAGCCAAUCAGAAGAGACUAGGGUAUGGCAUCGCAGGGAGAGUCGGUGGCAGAACGUCCACUUCCACUGCUCAGGAGCUCCUGCUGCUCCGCUGCAGGGUUGAGCUAUUUGGACGAGCAUAAAAGGAACGAGUGGAUAAC